This is a messenger RNA of Morchella importuna, 2568 nucleotides long. RefSeq lists its product as uncharacterized. NCBI's taxonomy places the organism in Eukaryota, Fungi, Ascomycota, Pezizomycetes, Pezizales, Morchellaceae. The record is from RefSeq and is a predicted model, not a curated record. Bases 1 to 2568 code for a protein of 855 amino acids. The transcript has 2 exons.
AUGGCCUCCUCUAUUUUUGCUCCCCUUUUCCCUGACGAAGCCUCUCAUAAGAAGCAGUACCAAAUUUCCCUUGAUGACAAUAACCCAUUUAUAAUGCAAACAUUGCUCGAGCUUUGUCACUUUGAGAGGAUAACCCCGAUGCAUCCACCUACCCUUAAGGAUGCCAGCCUAUUUUCUGCAUCAUCACGAAGAUAUGGUCUCGUGAAUAUGAUGGCACCCUGGGUGAUGACUUGGACAUCAUCACUUUACGAUAAUGAUAAACUUAACUUCAGCAAGGGGGAUGAUUUAAUUGCGUGGCUCAACAUCUGUCUCACCUUCGGCCAGGAGGAGAUGUUUAGAAAGAUCACUAGACGGGCUAUCAUUACGGCUACGGCAGAAUCACUUGACUUGGCUGUGCCCAUCGAGGGCCCAUUCAAAGAAAUUAUUGAAACUAUUGCCCGCCGUCGUAUCACUGUUAUUACUGAGCUUAUUACAGUCGCCCUCGCAUUACUCGCUCGAUACCAAACAGCUGAGGGUAUAUGUAGUGAGAGAGGAAGAGAGGGAAUCUGUCAUGCGAUGCUCAUGGAUUCAAUUCUCGAGGGGCCAAUGAGCUUUGGUUUGUAUCAGCCAGUUCCAAUUUCGCCGUAUCCCGGAAUGAGCGCAAUGGAUAUUAUCGGCGAGAUAAAAGAUCUACAAUUACGAACAGAUCCAAGCCACAGUGGGACUUGCGGUAGGGAAAUUAAGAUUGAAACUAUCGAAAAGCUAAGGAUUGCGAUUGGAAUUCUCGAACUUGUUAAAGGCUUGGAUAUUUCAAGGUAUGACUUACAGGCGGAAAAAGCAGAAGAGUUUUUACUCCAAGUUGUGGAAGAUCGGGCGGUUCAAACUUAUGAUAAAUACCCAGAGAAUGGUGGGGAUGGAGAAGCCGAGAAUAAAGAAAAUAGAGGGGGCAGAAAUGAGGAACCAAUCCAAGGACCGAAAGAAGAAGUAGACGAAGAGAGAAACAAGGAUAUAACGUUUAGCGAUAAAGACGGUGACUAUGAGAAGGACGAGACUAGUUCUGAGCUCUCUACUCGUAUCAACCACGAUCUGGACUCUCUUUCCGAGACCAGUGAUAUUCAAGUUCCUGCUGGAGUCAUUGACGGCUUUUCGGAAACCAAAGAAACAAUCGAAGACUUCGGACCCCAGGUCUUUUUUAGAGAUGGAGAUGCUAGAAAAAAGAGGCAUGAUAUUGAAAAGGAUGGGGGCGGGGAGCAAAAACAAGAAGGAGAAGAUCUGAAAGAUAAUGACUCUCUAACGGAGGAUAAAGACACAACUACUCUAGUCUACAUGCAAAAAGUGAUUCCGGGCCAUUCAAAUAUCACCAUGAAUAAUGAACUUACACAUGUAAACGAGACGUACACUUCACAAGCGACCAACGGAAUUGAAAGCGCGCCCAAUCCAGAACUCGUGGAGAAUACGUCUCCCAAAAUUGCACCCCUCAGGCACGCCGUGGCAAGAGCCAACGCCGAAGCACACGGACAAACAUGGUCAACCCCUGGCUCCGAACUAGCGAGAAAAUAUCAGAGGGGACCACGAAACCCUUUCCCUGAUGGAAUAACAGUGGGUGAUGUAUCCCAUGAAGGCCACAUAGCCAAUCUUAAGGUCUUAAAGAGUCGGUUUCCUACGUUGGACGUUAAAUACCUCACCACGUCCCUCAAGCAGAAAAACUGGGACUUGCAAUUGGCAACAGAGUUUCUUUCUGCCACCGAAAUCGCAGUCACGGAUAAAAACGACAUCGAUACUCAUGACAGAACUGUUUCUGUGAUAGAUAGGUUAGCCAUGGAGCCUACGUCCGAUAUUAUCCAUAAGGAGCCAGGUGAAUAUUUAGGAGCACUUGAGAAGAUUCCUACCGAGGCUCCCGCAACUGAAGAAAUACCUCAAUUAGCUAUCCAAGAAUCUGCUCCCAUUUUUUACGAGAAAUCUGAUCAAAACUCGAUUACAUCCCGAGAAGCGCCUUUGGAAAAUUCUGACAUCCAUCAAGUUCCGCCACCAGCUACCUUGGGGCCUGUCUUAAACAUACAACCACCAAUACCCCGAAAAGCACCGCUAAACGACUCUACUAGUAUCCAGAGUGUUGUCCUUCGACCAGCUACUCCUGAAUCUGUCUUUGAAAAAAGCACAUUUAUACCACAGGAAAAGGCCCCGGAAGGUUCUAUCAUAACAGAGAAUCUUUUACCACCUACAGUAUCUGUCUCUGAUGGGAGUACAUCCGCAACACAGAAAGCAAUGUCUGAAUGUUCCGCCACAAAAGAAACUCUCUCACCAAGUACUAUCCUCAACAAGGUCAGCAUUUCACGUCUGAUUGCCGGGAAGCUCAGUAAGGAGGAAGCCGAAAAACGUUUCUGGCCGCUAGAGGAGGAUAUGGAGAUUAGGGAAUACUUGGCGAUCAGUGCGAAUAGAAAGACAGUGAAGAAGCUAGUGCAUCGGUUCCCCGAGUCGACUGCCGACAAGGGUCUUAUCGAUGUGCUCUACCGCUCAGGUUGGGAUCUUGCAAAGGCUACUAGCAUGUUGGAAGGCCUUGGGUUAGUUCGACGCGCAAUUUCAAGUUAG